CUACCACGACGACCACAACCACAUCAUCCCACAAUCACAUCAGCAACCAUGGCAUCCAACACCGACCUCCCUCUCUCAUCCGACAUAAAACUCAGUCAAACUCUGAAAGAACAACAAAAAGACUACGACUGCACACCAUGUCGAAUAAUGGGCUCCACCGCCUUCGUCGGCCUCGGCGCCUACACCUACUACUCCGGCAUGAAACAGCUCCGUGAACAAGAAUCCGUCAUCCUGAAAUCCGGAUCCCGAUUCAAAAUAUUCCCGCGCAAAGUCGCCAUUGUCGCAACGAGUGUGGUUUGUGCGGGACUGGGGAUGUAUAGGUUGGUGAAUUAAGGAGUAAGGAAAGAGGAUGGGGCUCAAAGAUAUGAGGAGGGACAGGAGAUCGCACGUAGGAUUGGAAGAUUGAAGCAAGCACCACAACCGCUGCGCGACGCGUCCGACUUCACAGCUCCAGGAUGGCUUGAUUGGA
This is a messenger RNA of Cercospora beticola, 469 nucleotides long. RefSeq lists its product as uncharacterized. The record is from RefSeq and is a predicted model, not a curated record. NCBI's taxonomy places the organism in Eukaryota, Fungi, Ascomycota, Dothideomycetes, Mycosphaerellales, Mycosphaerellaceae.